Molecule: messenger RNA, 4931 nt
Organism: Talpa occidentalis (Iberian mole)
Lineage: Eukaryota; Metazoa; Chordata; Mammalia; Eulipotyphla; Talpidae
Gene: MLF2
Product: myeloid leukemia factor 2
Exons: 9
Coding region: 372-1115 (247 amino acids)
Biological process (GO): regulation of DNA-templated transcription
Cellular component (GO): cytoplasm; nucleus
Source: RefSeq, a predicted model, not a curated record
CGGGCCGAGGGGGGGCACGGAGGUGGCAGCUGUGGGAGGAGGCGGCGCGCGAGGUCGAGGAGCUCCAGCCCCGACCAAUCCCGCGUCCCGGGCCGCAACCCCUGCUCCUGCAGCGCACCGGAGGCGAGACCGGCCGGAUGGGCCGCUGAGCCCGAGUCGGGGACCGGUUGAAGAGCUGUUCUCUUUCGAGGGGAGUGUUGAACACCUGGAGAAGGGUCUGUCUGGAGUUUGGGGGCGUCAGGUACAAUAUUUGGAAGGGACACUGCUCCAAGAGUCCCGACACGGAGCGGGUGUGCAAAAAGCCCGGCUGCCUCCAAGGCUCUGAGCCUCCACGUCUUUCCAGUGUGGAGCCCCCUGGAGCUAAACUCAGGAUGUUUCGCUUCAUGAGGGACGUGGAGCCCGAGGAUCCCAUGUUCCUGAUGGACCCCUUUGCUAUUCACCGUCAGCAUAUGAACCGUAUGUUGUCAGGUGGCUUUGGAUACAGCCCCUUCCUCAGCAUCACAGAUGGCAACAUGCCAGGGACCAGGCCUGCCAGCCGCAGGAUGCAGGCUGGGGCUGUUUCCCCCUUCGGCAUGCUGGGCAUGUCCGGUGGCUUCAUGGACAUGUUUGGGAUGAUGAACGACAUGAUCGGGAACAUGGAACACAUGACAGCUGGAGGCAAUUGCCAGACCUUUUCAUCUUCCACUGUCAUCUCCUAUUCCAAUACGGGUGAUGGUGCCCCCAAGGUCUACCAAGAGACAUCAGAGAUGCGCUCGGCACCAGGCGGGAUCCGGGAAACUCGGCGGACUGUACGGGACUCGGACAGUGGACUAGAACAGAUGUCCAUUGGGCAUCACAUCCGGGAUCGGGCUCACAUCCUCCAGCGCUCCCGAAACCACCGCACUGGGGACCAGGAGGAGCGGCAGGACUAUAUCAAUCUGGAUGAGAGUGAGGCUGCAGCAUUUGAUGAUGAGUGGAGGAGGGAGACAUCCCGAUUCCGGCAGCAGCGCCCCCUGGAAUUUCGUCGGCAUGAGGCUUCAGGGGGUGGGGGACGAAGGGCUGAGGGGCCUCCCCGCCUGGCCAUACAGGGACCUGAGGACUCCCCCUCCCGACAGUCCCGUCGUUAUGACUGGUGAGGGCCCUAGGCCCCCAGCCUCUCUUGUACAGGCUGAAAGGCUGAGAAAUCAUCCCCUGAAAUAACUUUUCCCCUCCAACUCCCACUCCCAAUUGAAUAUUAAAUUAACAGGCAAGCUGGCACCCGCCGCUCCCUGGGGGUCUCGGGGAGAACCUUUCACUGCCCCCUUCACCUACUUUUCCUUCUUUAACCCCUUACCACCAUGACGCCACUUCUCCUGUAUCCGCUAACUUGAUUUUUCAUUUUGCUGCUCCAUCUUUGAGCCUCCUCACCUCCCCGACUCUACCCCUGCCGUGCAUUGAUGGGCAUUUGGGGUGAGCUCGGGGUUUAGGGGUCUGUACCCUCCCUUAGCUACCCUGGAUUUUUUCCCUCCUCCUCAGAUCCCUCGUGUGGGUUUUUGUGUGGAGGGAGAGGACUGGUUCCCACUCUUUCUCCCUCCCCACCCCUGCACAUCACAGAAAUCUCCCCUACACCCCUCUCUGCCUUUAUUUUUUGAUUUGUGCAACUUGUAACUAGGUGUUUAUGGAAUAAAGGAGAAUGGAAAAAAGACCAAGUAGGAUUCUGGCUUUACUUUUGAUCUUUUUCCUGUUUGACUUCAAUCCUCCUGUCUCCUAGUCACUUUCUUCUCCCUGUAACUUUCUCAUUUCGAGUUCAAGCCCAGCCCCUGACUGGUGACGACUGUGGGACUGUCAGGACACCACAGGCAAGGGGCAGCAGAACUCUGCUGGGCUGGACUAGAGGUACAAAAAUGUCAGCAGCUGUCUUACAGCCCUGCCCCUCCCUUCUGCUGCAACUUCUCUCUUCAGGGGGAUGCAGGACAUGUGGCAUUAUUUCAUCAGUGCCUGAGGAAUUGGCCACCCUGGUACCUUGGGCAGUUCUUCUCCCGACUGUGGAGUGGAAUGCUUGUCCAGAACAGGAAGAGGCCCAGAUAACCUUACGAGAGCCUUGGAGGGGGAAGGACUCGGGUCAGCAGCAUUCUUCAAGCCCCCAGUUGAGAAUUUGAGCCCAGGGAAGGAGCUCAGAGAAGAUAACUAGGCUGGAACCCGAGCAGUAGUGGAAGGUCCUGGGGUGCUCAAGUUUCUUAAGGUGUUCACUUCUGCUUGACCUGGCUUAGCCAAGUGGGUCACGCUGUUCCUCUUGGGAACGUAUUUCAUGAUGGUAAAUGCAUGUGAGAAUCUGAUGAUGCUUUCCUGUUCAUAAAAAUUUUCAGUUGGUGAAUCAAAGGCUCUGGGUCAAACACUCAAGGCUCUGGGUCCUUUCAGGGAAGGAAGGAUUUUGCCCAGGUCAUUGAUGAAGAAAUAGAUCCAAGAGGUUUGUCCAGUUGUUCAAUGAGCAGAGAGGUGAAGUUGAGCUCGACAUCAUCAAGUUGAGCUUGACUCUCAUCAAACAGGGUGGUUGAAGGUGCAGGGCCAGGAUUAAGGGGACCAACCCAGGGCUGAAAGUCCAGAAAGUCCCAGAGGCAGAUGGGUGUAGAUCAUUCCUCCACCUGGGUUGCUGAAUUAUAGAUGGAACUCGGGAUCCACAGCCCUGUGCUUUAAGGGCAGUCUGCUUUGUGUAACAGCAUGUUGCCGUCCUCUUGGAGUGGAGUAGCUUCAUCCCUAAGGAGGCCACGAGGAGAAAAAGUGCUGGGGUUGAAGGAACCCAGAGACCCCUGCCAUUCACCCAGCUAUGGUCUUGGGCAGCUGAGGACCCUGGACCUCAGCUUUGUAGGUCCUUUCUAGCUACAAAACCUAUGGCCAAUCCCCACAGCUGGACUUCAGUUCUGUUGCCCAAGCUUCUGCUGUAGUUCUGAGUAGGAGCUGGGGUGGGGCAAGGGUUGUCCAGGUUUCAACCUAGAUGAAUCAGUCUGGCAUUUUACAAGCUCUCCCUUCUGGGUGCUGGUUUUCAGACAUCAUAAUUUUCACCCCUGCUUCCUGCUCUUGGGUGAACACCACCCAUUAACUCAGCACUUCUUGGACCUGUGACUAGUUCUCAGCAGGGAUAUUGUGGGAUGCUAGAUGGAUAGCUGCAGUGGAGUGAGGUGCUCAAGAACCAGUCCCCUGUGCUGUGUGCCCGUAGUAGGUAGCACACAGGUAGUAGGUAGGAGCAGAACUCAGGAGGAGACUGCCAUUUUUUUCUCAGCUCUCCAACCUGGUCCAACUUCAGUUCACAGACGCCAUGCCUUUAGUCUGUGGCCCAACAGCUGUCCGGAGUACAUGCUCAGACUCAGAUUAUUUCCUCCAUCCCACAAAAUUACAGGUUGGAUGAGACAGAUACUUGGCAGGAAACUAAGAAUUAUAUAGAGGAGCAAAAUCAGGAAUACAGGCUGGCAUGAGCAAGGCCUAGCUCCAGUGCUUAGCUAUGACUGGGAAAGACUCUUAAUCUCUCAACAUCUAUUUCCCGCUUUGUAAAAUGGGUCUUUCUAGGUACUGAUGGUCAUGGUGACAUGGAUUCAGACCCCAGGAUGGUGAGAAUUAAAUUAGUAUGGAGAAAGCAUUUGGGAUCUAAAUGCUGGUUUCUCCCUAGUCACUCUCCUUGACUUAUCCUCCAGUCCAUCCAGGAGGCCUCAGCCCCCAUUCCAUCCUGAAAUACCUCACACAAUCCGGAAGCUGUCAUACUGGCCUUGAAUCAGCCUUCAGCCCUCCAUUCUGCCAAGUACAAAUGCCAUCUUUCACCCUCUUCAAGCCUCAACUUCAUGCACCAACAAGUAGAAACAAAUUUUUGGGGCCACUCUGACCCAGCCCAACUUGGAAUUCUUCCCUUUCUAGUGUGACAAAGGAUCUCUGGUCUCAGUGACACCAAUGCCCAAGUACACAUAAACUGCCAGAGGCAGAUCCACAAAAAUCUCAGCAUUUCCUGUCUCCCAGCCAACAUAUUCCAGGUCCAUUUAACUUCACAUACCUGUCCUGCUCUGGGAACAAGUCUGCAGGGGCUGGGGGAGACAUGAGGCGAGGAUUCCUUCCCUCAAGCCUUUCCAAUUACCUAAGCAUAAGAAAAAAGUAGCCUUUACCACUCUCCUCUUAGCCAUCUUAGCUAGGACAGGUAAGAGCCAGGUAAGGCUGCAGGAGAGGAGGGAGGCACUGAGAUAAGAACACCAGAGACCACAGGCACAGGGAGAAAAGAGCUAUGUAGUUGGAACCCCUAAGGCAGAUCCUGGGGGUUUGGAACCCCAUCCUUGGGUCUUGGUGCUGGCAUGAUCUGAGCAAAGGGCACCUGAGGGGGCUGGCAAAGCUGACCCCUGAGAGAGUGCUGAGGGGACUGAGACUUCUCAGGCUAUACCUCUAGGGAGACAGGAAGCAGGCAGGGCUCCCCAUUCUAGACUCAGAUCCUUCCUCUCUAUACUGCUCCUGGCGUGAGCUGGGUCCACAUUCAGUACCUCACCCUUUCUCUGCCUUUUAUUGUUUCUUUCCUGAAAACCUUAUCUUUUGGAUGGGAAGGGGGCGUUGCUCUUGGAUUCUUGAAGCAUCCAUCCCAUCCUCUUCGUCUGCUCUGUUACCUGUCACCUGGAGACCUUGCAGGUGCUGGACAAUUUUCUCCAAGGUCUUAGUGCUUUUCUGCCAGGAGACCAACCAUCUCAAAGUCUGAGGCUGGGACACUUGGACACAUGAAGCUGGAGGAUGGGAGAGCAGGGAGCACAGGACAGGGACAAAGCAGUGGGAUGACAUCUAAAAGAGGGAGCAAGGGCCUCCCUGCUGGUGCAAGGGGUUAAGACGAAACCUAUGAAGCUGUCUGCAUCCUCUGCCGCACCAGUUCCAUCCCCAGCCGGCCAGGGAGCAACCCACAUAGUGCAGCAGACCUCUCCUGACUUGCCCACUGCUCCCCUCAGCAGUGUGCUUCG